Messenger RNA from Falco peregrinus (peregrine falcon), 1052 nucleotides. RefSeq names its product ribosomal protein L9 (gene RPL9). Lineage: Eukaryota; Metazoa; Chordata; Aves; Falconiformes; Falconidae. The record is from RefSeq and is a predicted model, not a curated record. Gene Ontology annotation, molecular function: rRNA binding; structural constituent of ribosome. The coding region runs from base 113 to 691 and encodes 192 amino acids. Gene Ontology annotation, cellular component: ribosome; cytosolic large ribosomal subunit. The transcript is spliced from 7 exons. Gene Ontology annotation, biological process: cytoplasmic translation.
AGGCGCUCGGUAGUUGCGCGUUGCAGGGUGCGUGCGGGGGAGGAGCGGAAAGGGCGCAGGGAAGGGGCCUCGCCUCGGGGCUCUGCAGCUUCUGUCUGUUGUCCUUCGCAGAAUGAAGACGAUUCUCAGCAACCAGACCGUUGACAUCCCCGAGCAAGUCAGCGUUUCACUGAAGGGCCGGACCGUCAUUGUGAAGGGCCCCAGAGGAACCUUGCGACGGGAUUUUAACCACAUCAAUGUGGAGUUGUCACUCCUGGGAAAGAAACACAAGAAGCUACGUGUUGACAAGUGGUGGGGUAACAGAAAGGAGCUGGCAACAGUUCGCACAAUUUGUAGCCAUGUACAGAACAUGAUAAAGGGUGUCACACUGGGCUUUCGUUACAAGAUGAGGUCAGUGUACGCUCACUUCCCAAUCAAUGUAGUUAUACAGGAUAAUGGCUCACUUGUGGAAAUCCGAAACUUCUUGGGAGAGAAAUACAUUCGCAGAGUGCGUAUGAGGCCAGGUGUUUCCUGUGCAGUAUCUCAAGCCCAGAAGGAUGAGCUGAUCCUUGAAGGGAAUGACAUUGAAUUGGUCUCCAAUUCAGCUGCCUUGAUUCAGCAAGCCACUACAGUCAAGAACAAGGAUAUCAGGAAAUUCUUGGAUGGUAUCUAUGUCUCUGAGAAAGGAACAGUACAGCAGGCGGAUGAGUAGGACUCUUAAUAGCCAGGUACCAGACACUUGCAGGCUACUGAAAAAAAAUUGGUGCUGUUCUGAGUUCCUUGAGAGAUGAAACAGUUUGUUACCUGCUUGUUAAACAGUCAUGAGUUGUUCUGUUUAGGCAUCUUUAAUCUUGUCUGAAUAAAAUUAAAUUCUUUGAGUUAUUAAUGUCUGUCUUGAAUUAAAACUAUCAGAUAAAGUAACUUGUCACAUGUCUGUAAUUCAAUUUCACAUUUACAGUGCUAAAACCUUUCUAAAAGCUCUUAACUUUUUAUUUACAGUUGUCUGGAUCCUGAAACAAACCACCAUGAGACAUUAUACCCGCAGGUGCCAGCUUGAAGAAUCUGAUACAAAA